Messenger RNA from Fusarium sp. VM40, 516 nucleotides. Lineage: Eukaryota; Fungi; Ascomycota; Sordariomycetes; Hypocreales; Nectriaceae. The record is from the annotation of a GenBank genome assembly.
AUGUCUCAUCCUCAGGAGGCCCGAAAGAUUACUCAAGAGACCACGAAGCCAAAGUCUUUCACCGGCAUUAAUCAUCUUAAGUUACCGUGCCACGAUAUUCUCAAGACUGGGGCAUUCUACGAGAAGAUCUUUCAUCUGACUCGAAUUCCCAAAUACAACCAUUACACUCCAGAUCACAAGCUGUUUGCCAUUAUGCUAGAGCACCAGCCAACUAAGCUCAUCGUCGAGUUGCGUUACGUUCCGGCACAGGCAACCGCUCAGAAGGGUUGGGAUCCCAUCACUUGGGGAGUUGGUACUCGAGCAGACCUUGAGGAAUGGGGAGCCUGGCUUGAUGAUCACGGGGUGUCAAGAAGUAAGAUUCUUACUGGGAUUAAGGGCUGGGUAAUGGCGUGCGAAGACCCGGAUGGAAGAAUCGUGAGGUUGUAUGUUGAGGAUGAGGAACAUGAGUGGACGGACCAUCCGGAUCAGGAUGAGUAUUGGCUUGGAAGUGUGGAGGCGAAUCCAACUCAGGAGUAA